AUGCCAAUACCAGUUCCCACAACAACUCCUACAAAUGAUGGCAUCAUUGGUAGCAAGGAGGAGCUGAUUCUUGCUUUGAAUGGGGAAAUCUACGACGCAAGCUCUGUCUAUGGUCCGAUUGAGACAUGGGAUGUCACUCGUGUGGAUAACUUUGAAGGGUUAUUUUCCCUAAAUGCGCCGGCUGCCGGUUCUACCUUUGAUGUUGCUAACUUCAAUGAGGAUAUAUCUGCAUGGGAUACAUCAAGUGUUACAACUUUUAAGGAGACUUUUUACGGAGCUGACAAAUUCAACCAAAACCUCUCUGGAUGGGAUGUCAGCAAGUCUGAUUCGUUCUAUGGCACUUUCAGAGAUGCCCAUGCAUUCAAUAGUGUUGUCUCAACAUGGGAUGUUCAGGGAAUUAUUUCUUUGGAAAGAAUGUUUAUGGAUGCAUGGAAUUUCAACCAAGAUGUUUCAAACUGGGAUGUGUCAUCCUGCAAAAACUUUGUUCGAAUGUUCAAAAACACACCAUUCAACAGGCCUCUUUCAAACUGGAAUGAGAAACUAUUAAGCACGCAGAACCUGAACUUUAUGUUUGACGAGGCCAACCAAUUCAACCAAGACAUUACUGGGUGGAACUUUGAUUCGAGUUUGACCUCUAUGCGUGGGACAUUUAAGGCUGCUGUCAUGUUCAACCAGGAUAUAUCUGUUUGGAACAUAGAUAAAGUGAGAACAUUUGAGGAAACAUUUUUUGGUGCCAACAGCUUCAAUCAAAACUUGUGUGCUUGGGGCAACAAAAUGAGAACGGAUGUGCAAGUUACUACUACGACCAUGUUCACCGGAGCUAACUUGUCUAUUCCUAUCGUAGUGUGUUUGGCGACGGGGGAUUCGCUUCAUUUCACUGCACGGUUACCCCACCUUCAACAGAAACGUUUCAGCGUCGUGCGGAAUGUUGUGGACUUUUCACAAGCGUUGGCUUGCCUCAUUUCGCACAAUCCAUCGUGUCGGUGGCACGACGAUCCAUGA
Molecule: messenger RNA, 1002 nt
Organism: Seminavis robusta
Lineage: Eukaryota; Bacillariophyta; Bacillariophyceae; Naviculales; Naviculaceae
Source: the annotation of a GenBank genome assembly